AUGGACGGACUCGGCGGCGGCCUCGCAAACGUAGACGUCACGCGUCUCAGCGACGCCGACAAGCAGCAACUGCAGCAAUUCGCCAUCAACGAAGGCCAGAAGGCGCGCAUCCAGUCCUCAAUCCACAGCCUAACCGACACAUGCUUCCGCAAAUGCAUCCCGGCGGGCGGCGUCAAGAACGGCAAGUUGGACAAGUACGAGGAGCCGUGCAUGAGGCAGUGCGUGGACCGGUUUCUGGACGCGAAUAUCGUGGUGCUGCGCGAGUUGGAGAGGCUGAGGCAGUAG
Molecule: messenger RNA, 285 nt
Organism: Ascochyta rabiei
Lineage: Eukaryota; Fungi; Ascomycota; Dothideomycetes; Pleosporales; Didymellaceae
Product: Mitochondrial import inner membrane translocase subunit tim8
Exons: 2
Coding region: 1-285 (94 amino acids)
Source: RefSeq, a predicted model, not a curated record